CUCAGCGCGAUCUCGCGAAGGCGCAGCCAGCGUCGGUAUUUUGUCCCUCGCGGAGCCCCCUCCUCCAGGUACCGCGCGUUGCUAUGGCAUUCCUCGCCGUAGAGAGCGGCAGCGUUUUCGGCCAGGAAGAGGGUCGGAGGCCGCUGUAGUGGCGGCAGGGCCUUCCUCGGCCGCCUGACGAGACAGGGGAAGGCGGGCGGCAAGAGAAGGGAGGCCGCCUCAGCCUCCCCUCCCACGUCCCGACCUGGCAGCCUUUCCCCCGGCGCGCCCAGAGCCUCUCUCGGAGGGCUGCGCGGCCUCGCUGGACGCUCCUUCUUCUCCCCCGGCCCCGCCGCCGCCUCCUGGACUCGACUCCGGGGCGGCGGCGGCGGCGGCGGCUGGAAGCGGCGGCGGCGGCGGCGACAGGCGGUGCCCGGAGGCAGAGUCGCUGCUGGGGAAGAUGGCGGGGAACGGCGCGGGUUUCGCCGGCGCAGGCAGCAGCGGGGAGAUUAUCCAGCUCAAUGUCGGGGGCACCAGGUUCAGCACUUCAAGACAAACACUAAUGUGGAUUCCAGACUCCUUUUUUUCCAGUUUGCUGAGUGGAAGAAUUUCAACACUGAAAGAUGAAACUGGUGCUAUAUUUAUUGACAGAGAUCCUGCAGCAUUUGCACCUAUUUUAAAUUUUCUUCGAACAAAGGAGUUAGAUUUGCGGGGAGUAAGCAUUAAUGUACUCAGGCAUGAAGCAGAGUUUUAUGGAAUUACACCUUUAGUAAGAAGAUUACUGUUGUGUGAAGAGCUAGAGCGUUCCUCUUGUGGCAGUGUCCUCUUCCAUGGUUACCUGCCACCUCCAGGCAUUCCAAGUCGUAAGAUUAGCCCUUCUUCAGGAGCAUCUACUGAAGUCAGAGCACCUCAGAGCUGUCCUGAAAGUGAGGCCCGAGGAGGGAACAUGCAGGCUUCACUUGCUGGUACUGGAGAAGAUACAGUCAGGCUAGGGUUUCCUGUGGAUCCCCGAAAAGUUUUGAUAGUGGCUGGCCAUCACAACUGGAUUGUAGCUGCAUAUGCUCACUUUGCAGUUUGUUAUAGAAUCAAAGAAUCCUCUGGAUGGCAACAAGUGUUCACAAGUCCCUAUUUAGACUGGACUAUUGAACGUGUUGCUCUCAAUGCAAAGGUUGUUGGUGGUCCACAUGGAGACAAAGAUAAAAUGGUUGCUGUCGCAUCCGAGAGCAGUAUCAUCUUAUGGAGCGUUCAGGAUGGUGGUAGUGGCAGUGAAAUAGGAGUAUUUAGUCUUGGAGUUCCUGUGGACGCUCUCUUCUUCAUUGGUAACCAGUUGGUGGCUACUAGUCAUACAGGAAAAGUUGGAGUAUGGAAUGCCGUGACUCAACACUGGCAGGUUCAAGAUGUUGUUCCCAUCACCAGUUAUGAUACUGCUGGGUCAUUCUUACUGCUGGGCUGCAACAAUGGCUCCAUAUAUUACAUUGAUAUGCAGAAAUUUCCACUACGAAUGAAGGAUAAUGAUCUUCUGGUGACAGAACUUUACCAUGACCCUUCCAAUGAUGCCAUAACAGCACUUAGUGUUUACCUCACACCCAAAACAAGUGUAAGUGGUAACUGGAUUGAGAUAGCAUACGGCACAAGUUCAGGAGCAGUGCGUGUGAUUGUGCAACACCCAGAAACGGUUGGAUCAGGCCCUCAACUCUUUCAGACUUUCACAGUUCACCGAAGCCCUGUUACAAAGAUCAUGCUGUCGGAGAAACAUUUGGUGUCAGUUUGUGCAGAUAACAAUCAUGUUCGGACCUGGACAGUGACACGUUUCAGAGGAAUGAUUUCAACACAGCCAGGAUCGACUCCCUUGGCAUCAUUCAAAAUUUUGUCCUUGGAAGAGACCGAGAGCCAUGGCAGUUACUCUUCUGGAAAUGAUAUAGGACCAUUUGGUGAGCGUGAUGACCAACAGGUGUUUAUCCAAAAAGUUGUUCCCAUCACUAACAAACUAUUUGUGAGACUCUCUUCUACUGGAAAAAGGAUAUGUGAAAUUCAGGCUGUUGACUGUACUACCAUUUCAUCCUUCACUGUACGAGAAUGUGAGGGAUCCAGUCGGAUGGGCUCAAGACCACGGCGCUACCUUUUCACGGGGCACGUGAAUGGCAGUAUUCAGAUGUGGGACCUCACCACUGCUAUGGAUAUGGUUAAUAAGAGUGAAGAAAAAGAUGUGGGUGGUCCUACAGAAGAAGAACUGCUUAAGCUUCUGGAUCAGUGUGACCUGAGCACAUCUCGCUGUGCGACUCCCAAUAUCAGCCCAGCCACUUCAGUGAUGCAGCAAAGCCGGCUGCGUGAAUCCAGCUCCAGCCUCCAGUUGCAACACCGUGAAAUGAUCCACGAAACCACUACAUAUGGUUCCAUACGGCCAUAUAGGGAGAGCCCUUUAUUAGCCAGGGCACGACGGACAGAGAGUUUUCACAGCUACAGAGAGAUCCAGGCUUUUAAUUUGAAUAAAACUAUGGUAGACAGAGGUAUUCUUCAGAAUGGCAACCAGAGUCCUGUACAGACAGAAGUGAAGAGAACAGGUGAAAACAUAACUGACAAAAGGGCUUCAAUAGCAGCACUUGAGAUAAGAGCUGCCAGAGCAGCAGAUGGGGCAAGUGAUAGUCAGAAAGUGCCCGAAAAUGUAUUGGAGUUGAAGAAACGAGGAACUGAUGAAGAAAAUGAAGCCAAAGCAGACAAUAAAAAGAAAAGUGGGUUUGAAGGAGGAGGAUUCCUGGGGAGGAAGAAAGCACCUCAUCUGGUGUCUUCACCAAGUAUUGUGGAAGGAGGAUCUGAAACAUCUGGGGCAGCUUCUCCGUCACCUACAAAGACAGCAGUUUCUCCACGGCAUAAGAAAAGUGACUCUAACUGCCAGGAUUAUACCUUGUAAAAAUGCUGAAGGAUAUUUAUAUCCAAAAUAUAUAUCAAAGGUUUUAAACACUAAACUGGAUAAUAUGUUUACAUUUAUGUGUCUGUGGGCAUCUGUAAGUCUGUGUCUUUCACAAAGGACUUGGCUUCACAGCACAACCAACAGAAAGCAUUUUUAAAGUAUUCUAAAUUGAUGUUGACUUUAUAUGACGAUGAAUAUGAAGUCCAGUUCUGGUACAGACUUUGAUUUCAAGCCUUCUUUAAUGGAAGCUGGCAUGCACUACCAGUUUUGUUGUAAGGGGAGCAUUUUCUAAUGUCUGUAACUGAUUCCCAUUUGUGGCUCUGCACAUGCUAAAUAUUUAAUGUUUGUUGCCUACUUAUUGGUCUUCAGUGAGUUCGGUCUCUCUUCAUGCUCUUGUGGUUCCAUAUUGGGAAUAAUAAUGGAAAGAGGGUGGCAUGGCCACUUCACCUUUCGUUUGCCUUUUUUUGUUAUUGGAGUCACCAUAUUUUUUACUAGUAUUAAUAAACUUUGUAUACAUAACCUGGUGCAAUUUGUUAACUUAAUCAUACUGCAAUUCUAAACAUCUUGUUACUGAUUUGAAUGCUAUAAAAUAUUAUUUUGCA
Molecule: messenger RNA, 3489 nt
Organism: Lacerta agilis (Sand lizard)
Lineage: Eukaryota; Metazoa; Chordata; Lepidosauria; Squamata; Lacertidae
Gene: KCTD3
Product: potassium channel tetramerization domain containing 3
Exons: 18
Coding region: 440-2887 (815 amino acids)
Biological process (GO): protein homooligomerization
Molecular function (GO): protein binding
Source: RefSeq, a predicted model, not a curated record